Anoplophora glabripennis (Asian longhorned beetle) is the source of this 1339-nucleotide messenger RNA. Its product is annotated as zinc finger protein 700-like. Gene Ontology annotation, biological process: regulation of transcription by RNA polymerase II. The transcript is spliced from 5 exons. Gene Ontology annotation, cellular component: nucleus. Gene Ontology annotation, molecular function: zinc ion binding; DNA-binding transcription factor activity, RNA polymerase II-specific; RNA polymerase II transcription regulatory region sequence-specific DNA binding. NCBI's taxonomy places the organism in Eukaryota, Metazoa, Arthropoda, Insecta, Coleoptera, Cerambycidae. The record is from RefSeq and is a predicted model, not a curated record. The coding region runs from base 32 to 1339 and encodes 435 amino acids.
GAAUUCCUGAUAAGGAAAGCAAUAAAUAAAUAUGCAAGCAACAAUAUUAGAAGAAACAUUUUGUAGGCUAUGCCUAAAUGCUAUAACGGAUUCAAAUUGCCGGGUGAUAGAAGAAGUCAUAAGGGAUGUUCUAAAAAUUGUUUUGCCGCAUGUGAAUUUGGAGGAGAAUGUUACACAUUUCAUGUGUACAACAUGUUCCGUAAAAUUAUUGGCUGCUUUUAAUUUUAAGUCCGUAUGUAUGGAUACGGAGGAUUUAAUUUUUCCUCACAUUAACGCCAGUAAAAUGUCAGUGAUUGAUUUAAAGAAAAUUUAUAUAAAAGAGAAGGGAAAUAUUCAGUUAAUCGAUGUAUCGGAAGAUUGGAGAAUCUGUCGAUUAUGUUUUCAGCCGGUAACAUACGGAUUUGUGGCAUUAAAUGAAGUGGACGUUGACAUAAUUGAUGCAUAUAUACCACAGAUUGACAUCAGUGCUACCAGGGAUCCUGUCAUAUGCACAGUAUGUUUUGAUUCGCUUCGUACCCAUGGCAGUUUUUUAAAGAACUGCCUUGAUGCACAUGAGAAAUAUACAAACGUCGAUAAACAGUCUUACUUUAAAACUGAAGAAAUCGAAAUAAAACUGGAAGAUGAUCAGGACAGUGAUGCACUACCGGAGACCUUCGAUAAUGAACCAUUUGAGAAGAGCGACUGUAAAUAUGCGGCAGAGGAUGGAUGUAAAGCUGAGAAUAGAGCAGCGAACAAAUGUGAUAACUGUAUUUACGAAACUGGAAGCGCGUUGUGUUUUACAGCACACCGUGCGAGACACGAAAAUGAUUCAGAAGUGUAUAAAUGUGAAUCAUGUAAGUAUGAAACUAAAAAUAAGAAAUUACUUCAGAAGCAUCAGUUGAGGCAUAAAAACAUUUCAAAAAUACGGAUGCACCCGUACGAAUCAUGUAAUUACAAGACAAAGUGCACGUCUAACCUUGCUAAGCAUCAGGUGAAACACAAAGCACAAUUGUACGAGUGCAACUUCUGUGAUUUCAAAUCGAAAUGGAGGACCAGUUUCGAUAGACAUUAUAUAAAACACAAAGACAAAUGUGAUGAACACGAUUAUAAAACCAAACGCAAGGCAUUAACAUAUAGGGCCACGUCAAAGCUGAUGAUUUAUAAAUGCAAUGGUUGCAACUACGAAUCAUUGGAUGUGAGUAAUUUCAACAAACACCAGUUAACACAUAAAGACCCUUCUCAGUGCCAAAUGUACAAGUGUAACGAGUGCGAUUAUGAAACUAAAUACAAAAACGAAGAAGAAAUAUAUAAAUGUGGUUAUGGAAUGGGUUUUGAGUUUACUCAACAAGAAGCGCAAUAA